UCCUCUGGUUUCUUUAACCGUCGCAGCGAAGGAAGCCAACUCACUCGCUGAAGCCGUCGGCUACAUUCGUUUCCUCAUCAUCGUCCAAUGGGCAUAAAACCAAAACGUAACAGCUUCUUCAAGGUCCUGAUCGGCGACUUUGCCACCAGGCUUCGAAUACCGCCGGCUUUUGUGGCCAAAUUCCAAGGGACAUUCCCUGGAGACGUGUUGAUCAAAGCCAAAGAAGGGGGUUCAUCUUCGUCAUGGCCCGUUAAAAUACACAAAACUAGUGCAGGCUGCUUCAUGCACCACCACGGCUGGGAAAAGUUCGUUCAGGAUAACCAUUUACAAUCUUGCGACUCCUUGGUCUUCAAUCUGACCUACGCCUCCUCUUGGGUGUUCAGCGUUGUGGCUUAUGGUCCAACUUGCUGCCAAAAGAAGCUCAUGAUGAUGAACUCACAAAUCAUUGAAGAGAACACCGAGGAAGCUGUCCCAGUUCUGUAUCCACCACCAAAAUUCGAGAUUGAGGUGACGGCGGAUGCGAGUGAUCAAAAUGGGCAACCCUAUUUUUGCAUUGUUUUUAAAAAAUACCUCACGCGCUCCGUGAUGAGUAGUGACUAAAGAGUAUUGUAUCAUCAUUAUUAUCCAUAUACAUACGUGACUGGAGAGUAUUGUAUCAUCAUCAUCAUCUAUAUCUGUACGUACGUCCCUUGGUUUAAUCUUCUGUCUCUUUUUUCAGAUCGUUUUGAAGUGGUUUAUGAAGAAGGUUGGGCUAUUGCUAAAGAAAUGAAUGGUGCUGAGGAACGAGCAAGGGAAGGUGUGGGCCGUUAAGCUGACGGCAAGAUCAUAUGAUAGUGGUUGGAGGAAUAGGACUGAUAUGAUUUGUGAGUGGUUUGAGUUCCGAGUGAACAACAACAUCCAAAAUAGAGACACUUGUUUGUUCAAGUUUCUUCAAACUAAUGAAAAUCUAAUCCAUGUCCAGAUUUGUAAGGCACGUCAGUCGAACAGCAAUAAAGGAGAAGAACACUAGAAGAAACCACGACCUUCUCGACCUCCACCUCCACAACACCAGCCACCAAAGUAUGUCGCCUAUCAUUGGUGGUUUUGCUUAAAGAAGUUGGCUUUUGGCUAACGAUGCUUAAAGAAGUUGGCUUUUGGCUAAUGAAUGCAUCGGAUAUCUAUCUAUCUAUCCAUAUGUAAGAUGAUUUUGUUGGUGUAAAAUGCGACUUCUAA
Messenger RNA from Diospyros lotus (date-plum), 1212 nucleotides. RefSeq names its product B3 domain-containing protein Os01g0723500-like. Bases 88 to 600 code for a protein of 170 amino acids. The transcript has 2 exons. The record is from RefSeq and is a predicted model, not a curated record. Gene Ontology annotation, molecular function: DNA binding. Lineage: Eukaryota; Viridiplantae; Streptophyta; Magnoliopsida; Ericales; Ebenaceae.